Rhagoletis zephyria (snowberry fruit fly) is the source of this 1029-nucleotide messenger RNA. The record is from RefSeq and is a predicted model, not a curated record. NCBI's taxonomy places the organism in Eukaryota, Metazoa, Arthropoda, Insecta, Diptera, Tephritidae.
CCAAGCAAAUCUGGUGCAUCUGGUAUUGGUAAAGAGCCGAGCACCAGAGAGCCGAGUGCUUUGGGAAACGCUUCCUCAGCUUUAGGAAAAGAACCGAGCUCAAGAGAGCCCAGCAAAUCUGGUGUCUCUGGUAUUGGAAAAGAGCCUUCGAGUCGGGAGCCUUCAAAGACUGCUGGAGGAGUUUCGGCGCCGGGAAGAGAGCCAAGCGCCAGAGAUCCAAGUGCUUUGGGAAACGCCCCUUCUGCUUUCGGAAAAGAGCCCUCGAGUCGUGAGCCUUCAAAGACUGCUGGUGGUGUUUCGGCGCCAGGAAGAGAGCCGAGCACCAGAGAGCCGAGUGCUUUAGGAAACGCUCCCUCAGCUUUAGGAAAAGAGCCGAGCUCAAGAGAACCCAGCAAAUCUGGCGCACCCUCGCUGGUUACCAAAGAACCCAGUGGACGAGAACCAAGCAAGUCUGGUGCAUCUGGUAUUGGAAAAGAGCCCUCGAGUCGUGAGCCUUCAAAGACUGCUGGUGGAGUUUCGGCGCCGGGAAGAGAGCCAAGCGCCCGAGAGCCGAGUGCUUUAGGAAACGCUCCCUCAGCAUUAGGAAAAGAACCAAGCUCAAGAGAACCCAGCAAAUCUGGCGCACCCUCGCUGGUUACCAAAGAACCCAGUGGAAGAGAACCAAGCAAGUCUGGUGCAUCUGGUAUUGGAAAAGAGCCCUCGAGUCGUGAGCCUUCAAAGACUGCUGGUGGAGUUUCGGCGCCGGGAAGAGAGCCAAGCGCCCGAGAGCCGAGUGCUUUAGGAAACGCUCCCUCAGCAUUAGGAAAAGAACCAAGCUCAAGAGAACCCAGCAAAUCUGGCGCACCCUCGCUGGUUACCAAAGAACCCAGUGGAAGAGAACCAAGCAAAUCUGGUGCUUCUGGAAUCGGAAAAGAGCCUUCGAGUCGUGAGCCUUCAAAGACUGCCGGUGGAGUUUCGGCACCAGGAAGAGAGCCAAGCGCCAGAGAGCCUAGUGCUUUAGGAAACGCCCCUUCAGGUUUAGGAAAAGAG